Molecule: messenger RNA, 1658 nt
Organism: Odocoileus virginianus texanus
Lineage: Eukaryota; Metazoa; Chordata; Mammalia; Artiodactyla; Cervidae
Gene: CRKL
Product: CRK like proto-oncogene, adaptor protein
Biological process (GO): signal transduction; positive regulation of ERK1 and ERK2 cascade; cell migration
Molecular function (GO): receptor tyrosine kinase binding; signaling adaptor activity
Source: RefSeq, a predicted model, not a curated record
AUGUCCUCCGCUAGGUUCGACUCCUCGGACCGCUCGGCCUGGUACAUGGGGCCCGUGUCUCGCCAGGAGGCGCAGACCCGGCUCCAGGGCCAGCGCCACGGCGUGUUCCUCGUCCGCGACUCGUCCACCUGCCCCGGGGACUACGUGCUGUCCGUGUCCGAGAACUCGCGGGUGUCCCACUACAUCAUCAACUCGCUGCCCAACCGCCGCUUCAAGAUCGGGGACCAGGAGUUCGACCACCUGCCGGCCCUGCUGGAGUUCUACAAGAUCCACUACCUGGACACCACCACGCUCAUCGAGCCGGCGCCCAGGUACCCCAGCCCGCCGGCGGGCUCUGCGUCCGCACCCGGCCUGCCUGCAGCGGAGGAGAGCCUGGAGUACGUGCGGACUCUGUACGACUUCCCCGGGAACGACGCCGAGGACCUGCCCUUCAGGAAGGGCGAGAUCCUGGUGAUCGUGGAGAAGCCGGAGGAGCAGUGGUGGAGCGCCCGCAACAAGGACGGCCGCGCGGGCAUGAUCCCCGUUCCCUACGUGGAGAAGCUUGCGCGCGCCUCGGCCCAGGGCCGGCCCGGGGGCAGGAAUUCCAGCAGCUACGGCGUCCCCGAGCCCGCCCACGCCUACGCGCAGCCGCAGACCAUGGCGCCCCCGCCGGCCGCUGGCGCCCCCGGGGCCACCGUCAGCCCCCUGCCGUCCACGCAGAACGGACCUGUCUUUGCGAAAGCAAUUCAGAAACGCGUGCCCUGUGCUUACGACAAGACCGCCCUGGCCCUGGAGGUGGGCGACAUCGUGAAGGUCACGAGGAUGAACAUCAACGGCCAGUGGGAGGGCGAGGUGAAUGGGCGCAAGGGGCUUUUCCCCUUCACGCAUGUCAAGAUCAUCGACCCCCAGAACCCGGACGAGAGCGAGUGACCGCCCCACCCCGCGCCUGCUGCUCGUCCCGCCCGUCUGUCUCCUCCCGCUGGGGUAGCCCCCUCUGGGCAGGCCCGCGCCCGGCUUUGUAGCGGCGGCCCCGCCUGGGCGUGCUCGGGGCCGCCUGCAUUGUAUCAUAGUCGUGUUGUCACGGAGUAGCUGAUUGUAGAGUCGUUGGAUCACAAACUGGAAACACUGGUGGAGGGAAGGCGCCCCUGCGUGGACACGCAGAGCGCGGGGCCCGUGCCCGGGGACAGCAGGGUGCGGGCCCUUCCGGAGGGGGCGUUGCCCCAGACUCUCCACUCUGGCUUCUGGUUUUUCUUUCUUUCUCCCCUCUGGUUUGGUUUGGUUUUGGAAGGCUUCGUUAAUUAGACCUGUUUGUUCUGAAGAGGUGUUUAAGUAGCAGGUUGGGUUCUGUGAUGAGAUCAGGGAUGAGCUGCUGUCACCGCGGGAGCGCAGGGGACGGAGCCCCAAGGCCAGCUCGUCCUGUCUGGAGUCGACCGAGCAGCCCCCCAGCAGCCCUGCAUUUCCCCGCUGUGUGCACAGCCUCCUGGGCGACGUCGUAGAGGUGUCAGAGCUGGGGCUCACCCUGUCUGCCAGCAGUGGAGGAGCGGCCUUUCCGUGACGGCGUCCCCGGAAAGUGUGGCCCCGGUUUUCUCAGCAGUUGUUGAAUUCACUCCCGAGUCUCCUGCCCGCUCACCGAGCCCAGCUCUGCCUGGCCUCACGCUCGCCCGGCCGCCCCCCACACG